Molecule: messenger RNA, 564 nt
Organism: Lottia gigantea (owl limpet)
Lineage: Eukaryota; Metazoa; Mollusca; Gastropoda; Lottiidae
Exons: 5
Coding region: 1-564 (187 amino acids)
Source: RefSeq, a predicted model, not a curated record
AUGACUGCCAUUUACAGAAAAGACAUACCGCUUUAUAGAAAAAGAAAUGCCCAGUUUGAGGUUAGAAAGGGUAAAUCGUGUGGUAAUUUACCUGCCCGCAAUAGCACUGCCGCGAUAGGAGUGUUCUGGUGUCAUGGCCUGUAUGACUCUCCAGACCUCCUAUUCACAGAUGAAGAGGAACAGAUGAAGAGGAACAGAUUGGGCGAUUCCUCCACCCAUUUUUUGGUUCCAAGAACAAAGGAGCUGGUCUUUAGCUUCAACAGGACAUUACACUUGGAGGUCAAUAAGGUUAUGGUGGAGCACAAAUGUCCUAAAAGCGGCUCUUGGAACGAAGCCAGGUGUAAACAGUUAGAGUUUCAUUAUACAGAAGUCAAGUGCUUAUGGUGUGGCACAGAAGCUCGCAAGGCAAACCUCCUAUUCACAGAUGAAGAGGAACAGAUGAAGGGGAACAGAAGAAGAACAGAUGAAGCGGCGCCUACAGAACAGACGAAGAACAGAAAGAAGUAUGAAGAACAAGUGAAGAAUGCUGAAGAAAUGAUCAACAGAUCAAAGAGUACUCAAUAA